UUUUCCUACUUUUAACGAGAGAUAAAUAAUCUGGCCUCGAACCACUCGUCGCCCCCAAAUCGUUCUCUCCCAAAUCAAAGAAAUUAGGGUUAGGGUUUUCAUUUCCCCCAAAUUCGAUCCCUCUUCUCUCGUAGCCGCCACAAUCGACGAUGACAGGCAAGGCGAAGCCGAAGAAGCACACGGCGAAGGAGCUCCAGGCGAAGGCCGAUGCAGCGUUGACCAAUAGAGGCGGAGGAAAGGCGGGACUCGCCGACAGGACCGGUAAGGAGAAAGGUGGUCACGCUAAGUACGAGUGUCCUCACUGCAAGAUCACUGCACCUGAUCUCAAGACGAUGCAGAUCCAUCACGAAUCGAAGCAUCCUAAGAUGCCUUACGAGGAGCCGAGGAACCUCCACGAGGCUUUAGCUGCACCUGAAUCGUCCAAACCCAAACCCGGAAUAAGAGGAAGCCUGAAGAAGUGAUUCGGAUUGUGUCUGUGUGUUGUUCGUAUCGAAUUCCUUAUAAAAAUUUGUCAUCUUUUUUUAUGGGUUUCAAGUUGUUGAUGUGAGAAUAUAAACUGCAAAUGAUGCUAUCUUAUAAAGUAAUCUAUUUCUAACUUAUUGCCUUUU
Messenger RNA from Eutrema salsugineum, 608 nucleotides. RefSeq lists its product as uncharacterized. NCBI's taxonomy places the organism in Eukaryota, Viridiplantae, Streptophyta, Magnoliopsida, Brassicales, Brassicaceae. The coding region runs from base 150 to 461 and encodes 103 amino acids. The record is from RefSeq and is a predicted model, not a curated record. The transcript has a single exon.